AUGGAUUCGUACUCGGGUCUCUUUGGCAGCCCGGACCUGAACAGGCCGCUAGAACUUGAAGAAAUAUUCGAUAUUAACAGGUUCUACGGUGAAUCCAGUCAGGAUGCGGCUUCCGAAGGACAGCAGCACAACCUCGAUCUACUUCAGAAUCGCGAUUAUAACAUAGACCAGCACCUGGCCGCUGGAGUCGCCUACGCCGAUGGCACCGAAGCAUGGGUACCACCUCCACUCGUUCAAGACUACACACAUCAACAUAUGGAACAGCGCCACACGCCACCGACCGCUACCGUCAAUGCAACGGCCGCCAUACCGACCGCUCCAGAUCACAACUCAUAUCAUACCGCUCCGAACGCGUCUGAACCCUGCCAGAACGUACCAGGAUGGGGUUUCAACUCUCACAUUGGCCCCUACGAUGGAAGCAAUCCUUUACCUCCGGAGCCCUUCUCCGCCGAGGAGACCUAUGGCUAUUAUGACCACCUUAGGCAACACCAACACUACACUGGCGCACAGCAACAAACCGGUCGGCCGCCUGUCACGAGUGUGGCGAGCUGCCCAUUUCAAGAGUCCUACAACUACUGCAUCCCAUUUAUCUUCUACCCAGGAUACCAUCGAUGCUGCUGCGCCGUGCAGCCCCGAUGUCUUCGAAACAAAAACCCGCUUACUAGCGGGAUGUCACGAGAGACAACAUCUCCCCAUGUGCAGACACCGUUCGUCAAUGCGCAUAACGGUGUACAUCAUCGAUUUGGACAACCCUAUUGUCAGUCUGCAAUGACAGCCGAAGUGAUGGGAGGCGCGCCCCACUCUCUCAUGGCCAGGUCCGUCGCAGAGCCCGCUCCGCAAGCAUCGCUGCCCUCUAUAGGGCGAACGGCGGCGAGUGGGCUGUAUUACCAGGAUCCACCGUCUGUAUGUGUGCAUAAUAUCGGCAGGUCUAAUGGACCUACUUAUUCCACCAAAGCCAUUCAGACUGAAUCGAUAGAGACAAGUCGUACUGAUGUUUGGAACACUCAUAUCCGUGCUCGCUUUUAGUUAACGUUAUGUAGACCUCUUUGGCUUAGUAGGGGAAGCUGUGUUCUGUACACAUGCAUUAACGUAGAUAUGCCUAUCACCAUAUAGAUAAAG
Messenger RNA from Laetiporus sulphureus 93-53, 1119 nucleotides. RefSeq lists its product as uncharacterized. The record is from RefSeq and is a predicted model, not a curated record. Lineage: Eukaryota; Fungi; Basidiomycota; Agaricomycetes; Polyporales; Laetiporaceae. The transcript is spliced from 6 exons. The coding region runs from base 1 to 1026 and encodes 341 amino acids.